AUGGAAGCUAUUGAAUUGACAAGCCCCUUUCACUGCAGGUGACUAGCAUGCAGAUAUUUACACCCUGACUUGGCUUCCUGACCACUGACAUGGCCCACCGGGGUGGGGAGAGGGACUUCCAGACUUCAGCUCGGCGGAUGGGUACCUCCCUGCUCUUCCAGCUUUCAGUGCAUGAGCGAGAACUGGACCUCGUUUUUCUGGAUCAUAGCUAUGCAAAACCAUGGAGUGCCCACCCAGAUGCCAGUAGUGCCCGCCCCACCCGCAUGCUCUUUGUAACUCCCCGUCGGCAGCAGGAGAAUACUAUUGAGUCAGACGUUCCAAUAGAUGUGGAGACGGUCACAGCAACUCCUGUUCCACUCUAUGACAAUCAGAAGGCAAGAAGUGUGAUGAACGAGUGUGAGCGGCAUGUGAUCUUCGCCAGGACAGACGCUGAUGCCCCCCCUCCACCAGAAGACUGGGAAGAGCACGUCAACAGGACUGGCUGGACAGUGGCUCAGAAUAAGCUGUUUAACAAGAUCCUCAAAGCCCUGCAGUCUGACCGGCUUGCACGAUUGGCCAAUGAAGGGGCUUGCAAUGAGCCUGUGCUGCGUCGUGUUGCUGUGGACAAGUGUGCAAGGCGGGUGCGGCAGGCGCUGGCAAGUGUCAGCUGGGACACCAAGCUGAUCCAGUGGCUGCACACCACCCUCGUGGAGACCUUGAGCCUGCCCAUGCUCGCUGCUUACUUGGAUGCCUUGCAGACACUAAAAGGGAAGAUCCCAACAUUGAUAGACCGGAUGCUUGUGUCGUCCAACACCAAAACUGGGGCUGCAGGAGCAGAGGCCUUGUCGCUUCUCCUCAAGAGGCCCUGGGACCCUGCUGUUGGUGUGCUUUCACAUAACAAACCAAGCAAGCUCCCUGGUUCUCCUUUGAUUCUCAUCGCCUCCUCUGGUCCCUCCAGCUCCGUGUUCCCUGCCUCACGCCGCCACCGCUUCUGGCAGUCACAGCUUUCCUGCUUAGGCAAGGUCAUCCCUGUAGCUACCCAUCUGCUGAACAAUGGCAGUGGGGUAGGAGUUCUGCAGUGCCUUGAACACAUGAUUGGGGCAGUGAGAAGCAAAGUACUAGAGAUUCACAGUCAUUUCCCACACAAACCCAUCAUCUUGAUUGGAUGGAAUACAGGAGCUUUGGUGGCCUGUCAUGUGUCUGUGAUGGAAUAUGUCACUGCUGUUGUUUGCCUUGGGUUUCCUCUGCUUACUGUGGAUGGACCUCGGGGGGAUGUGGAUGAUCCCCUCUUGGACAUGAAGACUCCAGUCCUCUUUGUCAUUGGUCAGAAUUCUCUACAGUGUCACCCUGAAGCCAUGGAGGACUUCCGGGAAAAGAUUCGAGCAGAAAAUAGCUUGGUUGUUGUUGGGGGAGCUGAUGAUAAUCUCAGAAUAAGCAAAGCAAAGAAGAAAUCAGAGGGCUUGACUCAGAGCAUGGUGGACAGAUGUAUUCAGGAUGAGAUUGUGGACUUCCUGACUGGGGUACUCACUCGUGCUGAAGGUCAUGUGGGCUCUGAACCUCGGGAUCAGGAUGCUGAGAAGAAGAAGAAACCCCGGGACUUGGCCCGAAGAGACCUGGCCUUUGAAAUUCCUGAGCGAGGCAGUCGUCCUGCUUCUCCAGCUGCCAGGCUCCCCACAUCCCCCUCAGGCUCUGAGGAUCUUUCUAGUGUGUCCAGCAGUCCCACCUCUAGCCCAAAGACCAAAGUGACCACAGUGACCUCUGCCCAGAAGUCCAGUCAGAUUGGGACCUCCCAGCUACUGAAAAGACAUGUGCAGAGGACAGAAGCUGUGCUGACCCACAGACAAGCCCAAGCACAGUUUGCUGCUUUUCUGAAACAAAACAUGCUGGUGAGGAAAGCUUUUCCUCCCGGCACCUCCUCCUGUCUCUUUGUUCCCAUUUCAUCAGAACCAGUGGAGGACGUAGAGAAAGAAGAGCUUCGGGUCCAGCUGAAGAGGCACCAUCCUUCCAGUCCUCUUCCUGGCUCAAAGCCCUCCAAGCGACCGAAGAUCAAAGUGUCCCUGAUCUCCCAAGGGGACACAGUUGGAGGGCCUUGUACUCUUUCUCAAGGUGGAACGCCUGAAGCUACUGGAGGGAAGCCCAUCACCAUGACCCUGGGAGCUUCAGCAGGAGCCAAGGAGCUCACUGGACUUCUCACUACAGCCAAGUCCAGUUCUUCUGAAGGUGGAGUUACAGCCAGUAUAGCCUCAUCUGUGGCUUCCAGCAAUGCCACACCCAAUGCCAUCCACACGCUGCAGAGCCGCUUGGUGGCCACUUCUCCAGGCAGCUCCCUUCCAGGGGCCGCUUCAGCCAGCAGCCUCCUCCAAGGCCUCAGCUUCAGCUUGCAGGAUAUUAGCAGCAAGACCUCUGGCCUCCCAGGAAGUCCCUCCCCAGGGCCAGCCCCACAGGCCACCAGUGUGAAAUUGCCAACCCCCAUGCAGAGUCUGGGUUCCAUCACCACAGGCACGAGCACCAUUGUCCGUACCAUUCCUGUGGCCACCACUCUCUCUUCCUUGGGUGCCACUCCUGGUGGGAAGCCCACUGCCAUCCAUCAGCUGCUGACCAAUGGGGGCCUUGCUAAGUUGGCGAGCAGCCUACCUGGCUUGGCUCAAAUUUCCAACCAAGCAUCAGGCUUAAAGGUCCCCACCACCAUUACUCUGACGCUUCGUGGCCAGCCAAGCAGAAUCACCACGCUAAGCCCUAUGGGUUCAGGAGCAGCACCAUCCGAGGAGCCCAACUCCCAGAUUCUGCCUUCUAGUUCACAGCGCCUGCCUCCAGCACCCUGAAUAUGCCAGCAAAAUGUCCUUACCAGGUUGGUGACAGCUGCCUGAAGGUGAACCGUGUGGUCCUGCUGAGACGGCUGAGUGUCUGAAGACAUCCUUAAGACAGCCAUUUUCAUCUCUCUACUAGCUGUCUUUGGUGUUGGGUCUCUGGUUCUUGAGAAAACAUUAGGCAAGGUGAUAUAGGGCCAGCAAGUUGGUUCCUAGGAUCCUCAGAAGGUCUGGCCAUGUGUGGAUUGUUGGCAUUUCUACCCCAACACUGAUGUAAUUUGACCCCAGUGUCAGUAUAGAAUGGCUCACUGCAGUCUCAUGAUGAGGACAGGAAGAAGUGGGCUGUCGACUGCCAGCCUUUAGCUGCUCUAAGAUGUGGGGAACAGUGGUUGUCAUGUGCUAUCUGGCCCCUUCCUCUUCCUCACAGUGUUUUGUGCGGUUGCCUGUACUAGAAAGCCUGUAGGUCCAAAAAGACUUACGGUGAGGGGUGGAGCAUCAGAGGAAGUAGUAGGCAAGACAUACCCAAGGACCCUGUGUUGCUGACAGCUUGGGCUUGGGGCUCUGCGUUCGUGACACUUGAGGGCCUAAGAAUAGCUAGAGAAAUGGAAUUUACCAAGUCAGAGGGAAAGCCUGAAUCCCUGAGAGUCCUGCCUGGUGAUGAAGCAAUUGACCAGCUACCAUCCUAUCUCUGCUGUUCUAGGAAGCCUGGGCCAGUAGGACAGGGAAGGCUGUGCUUCAGAGUUUGUUUCCUUUCCUUAGAACUUUGUCUUUCUGCUUAGAAGUAGGAAGGUUGUUGACUACUGUGUGAGGCUCUGGGACCAGCCUGAGCCUUGCAGACCAUGGUCCUGGUGAUGUGGACAUUGAAGAUUGAACAGAGCCUCUCAUUUCCUAUGACACUGUGCAGAUGGAGCUUGGAGUUCAGCUCUGAACAUGUGUUCCAGGGCAGGCUCCUUUCCCUUUCACACUUAGAAAGUUUCUGUCAAGAUGAGAAAUAAAGCAACUCAAGUGUGAUUUUGUUCACGGGCUGUAUACAGCUACACCAAAGCCCUCUCACUGUAAUCUGAGUGGACACAGUGUUGAGGAGCCUCAGGCAGGUCAGAGAUGUGUGAUAGGAGUGGAGAGGUCUCCAGACUCUACACCUCACCUUGGCUGUGGAGCUGUAUUCUGAAAUUCAGAAGGCAUUCAGAGAAUUUAAGAAGGUAUGAAUUCUGGAUGAGGUGCCUAGUGCUGGGGCCUUGAUAGCAUCAUAGGUCAGAGCAUAUAACCACCAAAAGAGAGGAUAAGACUCGGGGGCUCUGAAACGUUUAGGGAUCAUUUAAGUUGGCAGAGGACCCUCAACAACCCUUUGUGACUUAGGAGAACAGCUUGAACACCACUGGAGGGGCUGCUCCUGAGCCAUGCUGCCCUGUGUUCUGGAACCAAAGAAAACUUGUAUCCUGUUUGGUGGUUAAUCUGUGUGCAUCCCAUGGGUGACUUCUGAGGCAUGGCUUACAUACCUUGAAGAACUGCAAAACUGAGGAGGGGGAGCUGCAGCACACUGAUUGUCACCUUUGUGGGACUGACCAACAAGGAAGUGGCCGGAGUCUGUAGACCACAGUCCGCAGGUCCCAUCUCAAACCACACCAAUUGGAAUGUGGAGAGACACUUCACCCCACCCACCUCGUGGCAGACUUGAGGAUGUAGCCUCAGAGGGUAGUACUCUUAUGAGUAUGUGGAAGGGUCAGGAAGGCGUUACGUUCUCUCUCGGGCAACAGAGGGCUUGUAAAUGCCCUGAGGAAGGCGUAUGUCACUGAGGAGCUGUAUCCUAUAAUAAUUGGGGUUGGAUGAAUUCAUAGAAGUGAGCCAGAGCGAUGGUUCUGAUCUUAUGUUAGCAAAAAAGAAUAAAACACAAAACACUGAA
This is a messenger RNA of Grammomys surdaster, 4686 nucleotides long. RefSeq names its product KAT8 regulatory NSL complex subunit 3 (gene Kansl3). The transcript is spliced from 21 exons. The coding region runs from base 90 to 2801 and encodes 903 amino acids. Gene Ontology annotation, biological process: positive regulation of transcription by RNA polymerase II. The record is from RefSeq and is a predicted model, not a curated record. Gene Ontology annotation, cellular component: NSL complex. NCBI's taxonomy places the organism in Eukaryota, Metazoa, Chordata, Mammalia, Rodentia, Muridae.